UCAGGAGGGUGUGGCAAGUCCCCCAGAUACUGUCGUAUUUCUGCUUCUCAUGCCAUCCUCUCUUUUGCCAUCUUGUCCCGUCUCUUUCACGGUCUAAUCUUUCUUACAAACAUCUUGCACCCUCGCGGCUGCGUACAUUCGCUUUCGUUGUCUCAGUCAGUCGUUUUCGCCAGGUCUCUCGUUUUAUAUUCUGCUGCUUAACAAUGAUGUCUAAUGUUUGGAUUUUGAGUACAUUUCUUCUCUUCACGAUUUCCUAUGCAUACAGAUACGAUCCUGCUUACGUCCAGUGGAACCUAAAUCAGAACAAGACAGCUGUCAACCCACUGGACUAUUGGGGAGAGUGGUCUGGACAUGACUAUACGCCAUCACCCUCAAACUGGAGAUUUCCUUUUUACACACUCUUCCUCGACAGAUUUGUGAACGGUGACCCUUCAAACGAUAACAUUAAUGGAACUUCCUACGAGCAUGACCUCAACUCAAACCAGAUGCGCCACGGAGGCGAUCUCCUGGGGUUGGUGGAUACCUUGGACUAUCUCCAGGGCAUGGGUAUCAAGGGCAUCUACAUAGCAGGGUCUCCUUUCAUCAACACUCCAUGGGGCUACGAUCAAUACUCACCGCUCGACCUCUCCAUCCUCGACCAGCAUUUCGGCGACAUUGAGAUGUGGCGCACAGCUGUUCAAGAGAUACACACACGGAAUAUGUAUGUUGUCUUGGACAACACCUUUGCCACACUAGGAGACCUGAUCGGGUUCGAUAAUUACCUCAACACCACGACUCCAUUCACACUGGCCGAGCACCAAGUACAGUGGAAGACAGAUCGUCACUAUCACGAUUUCAAUAUCGGCGAUGACUAUAACAAGACCUGUACCUAUCCCAAAUUCUGGCUGGAAACUGGAUACCCUGUCGGCGACGAUGUCACCAGCCAGAUGGUCGGCUGCUAUGAUAGCGACUUUGACCAGUAUGGCGAUACCGAAGCCUUCGGUGUCUUUCCAGAUUGGCGGCGUCAACUCUCCAAGUUCGCGUCCGUUCAAGACCGUCUCCGUGAAUGGCAUGAACCUGUUCGCCAAAAGUUGGAAAACUUCUACUGCAUGCUCAUAGCGAAUCUGGACAUCGAUGGUUAUCGCUACGAUAAGGCCACUCAGAGUACCAUUGACGCCAUGGGCGCCAUGAACGAUGCCAUGCGUACGUGUGCCAGGAGGUUUGGCAAGCAAAACUUCUUCACACCGGGCGAAAUCACUGGUGGCAACGUGUUCGGGUCACUUUACCUUGGCCGCGGUAGACAGCCAAAUAUGCAGCCGGACAACCUGACCGCUGCGGUGACCAUGACCAACAACUCUGCAGACAAAUACUUCCUCAGGGAUCCAGAGCAUAACGCACUCGACGCUGCUGCUUUUCAUUACACAGUCUAUCGUACUUUGACCAGGUUCCUUGGCAUGGAUGGAAAUCUUGAGGCUGGCUACGACGCACCACCCAACUGGGUCGAUAUGUGGAACAGCUUCCUUAUGACGAACGAUUUCGUCAACCCAAACACUGGACUCUUCGAUCCCAGACACAUGUACGGCGUCACUAAUCAAGACGUGUUUCGCUGGCCCUCCAUUACCAAUGGAGUCCAUCGGCAACUUCUCGGCCACUUUGUUACUACCAUUCAAAUGCCUGGCGCGCCACUGCUCCUAUGGGGUGAAGAGCAGGCCUUCUAUGUCCUGGACAAUACAGCGUCCAACUACAUUUUCGGCCGACAAGCCAUGUCUUCCGCGACUGCAUGGCAAACUCAUGGCUGCUAUCACCUCGACAGCACUCAGUUCUUCAACAUGCCCCUUAAUUCCACACGACAUGGCUGUCAAGACGACACCGUAAGCUAUGAUCAUAGAGAUCCUUCUCAUCCUGUACGAAACAUCAUUCACCACAUGAAUAUCUUGCGCGAACAAUUUCCAGUCCUCCAGGAUGGAUUUUUCUUGCAGCAACUCUCAAACCAGACCGAGCAAAUUCAAUAUCCUGGGUCGGGGACAGUGACAACAGAGACUGGUAUGUGGUCCGUCAUGCGAUCAGGUUUCCCAGGUGUCCAGGAUCUCAGCGGCACUGGAGCUGGCAAUCUGCCCAUCUGGCUCCUUUACUCGAAUGCAAAUGCCACUACCACCUACACUUUCGACUGCAACGACAACUCGACCGACCUCAAUACUACGAGUUUGAUUGCACCAUAUGAUGCCGGUACUGUCGUCAAGAAUCUCUUCUAUCCAUACGAUGAGCAUACUCUCAGUGACAGCAUCCACAAACUGGGUAUCAACGGUUCAACAAAUCCUAAUGGUUGUUUGAGCAGUCUGGACAUGGCUGCGUACGACUUCCGAGCCUACGUUCCCAUUGAUGACUGGGUUGGUCCCAAGCCCAUGAUCACCAAAUACAGCCCUGGACACGAUAUUCGCCUUCAAUCCACCGCCAACGCAAGUGGGACUGAAUCGGUCGAUAUCGAACUCGAAUUUUCUGUGGAGAUGGAUUGCGACAGUGUCACGAAUAGCAUCACUUUCAAUUCCACUACCGAUUCUGGUACCACGCCCACAAUCGAUCAGAACAGCAUCAAAUGCGGCAAUGUCAGUACCCCUGGAACAAUGCCUUACGUGGGCAGCAUUUUGUCGGCGUGGUCCUGGUCAGCCACGCUCAAUGGCGUCUCGAAUGGAAUCCACGCCAUAACCGUCAAAAACGCGACUUCCCAGACGGGUCAACAUACGAAUGCCGUGGACAGAUUCUUGUUCCGAAUAGGUCAGGCUGACAAUCCUAUGGUCUUCCCCAGAAGCGCCAAUUAUUCAUCCAGUCUGCUCACUAAGAGCGAGAAUGGAUCCCUCAUCGUGUCUCACUCUGCAGCUGGAGCAGACCAAUGGCGGUACAGCACGAACUGGGGCUCGUCAUUCUCUGCUUGGAUGCCGUACCAAGGUGGAAAAUCACAGAUCGAGGAGCAGGCCUGGUCUGGCACUCGUGUACAAGCUUGGAAAGGUACCCAUGUCCGCGUCGAGUACUUCAGUCGUCUGGCUGGCAGCAGCGACCACAUACAAGAAAGUGACUUAAACUCCGACACUCCUCGACGGUUUCCUCAUCUCUUCCUGAAUGGCCCGUACAAUCAAUACGGCUAUGAUGCUGGCUUGAAAAACCAAAUGACGCUGACCAGUAACGCUACCUGGGAACACCAUUUCAUGACGGAAUGGAGUCUUUCUGGUGCACUGGCCCAAAUCAACGUAUGGGGCAUCAACCCGGACGGCCAGCCAGAUGAGACGAUUGUGAUGGGUGACGCAGAUGGAGACUCUAUUCUCGAUCGCCUUCCUCCAUCUUCACUUUCAUCUGUCGUCCUGAACAUUACGCAGCCGCCCCCCAAGCCACAUCUGGGUUGGCGGGUCGUCAUCAAUGAUGGCUCCCUUCGCUUCCAACUCGUACCGUCUGGAAAUAUGUGGAGCCAAUUGAUCCUAUACAUACUGCUAUGGAUUGUGCCCAUCAUUACCGCGGCAUUUGGGGUCUGGUCGUUCAUGCAAAGCUUCUACCAAGUCAAGUUCAACGAAGUUGGCAUAUCCGAAAAGGCUGGAAUGAUACCAGCCGCGUUGAAGAAACAAUUCAAGAAGCUCCGAGACGAGGAAGACUCGCCUGGCUUUCUGGCGAAAUUCAGUCGGAAACCCAAGUUCCUGCAGCAAGCAGGUACCGUGAUCGACCAACAACGGCGCCGCACCGUCUUGAUUGCAACGAUGGAGUACGAUAUCGAAGAUUGGGCGAUCAAGAUCAAAAUUGGUGGCCUCGGUGUCAUGGCCCAGCUAAUGGGCAAGAAUCUUGGUCACCAGGACCUAAUCUGGGUUGUCCCUUGUGUCGGCGGUGUGGAUUACCCUGCGGACAAGGAGGCUGAUCCUAUGACGGUGACUAUCCUCGGCAAGCCGUACGAGGUGCAAGUACAGUACCACGUUCUGCGAAACAUCACUUACGUCUUGCUCGAUUCGCCUGUCUUCCGCCAACAAACAAAGUCUGAGCCAUAUCCACCUAGGAUGGACGACCUGUCCUCGGCCAUCUACUAUUCGGCAUGGAACCAGUGCAUCGCUCAGGCCAUCAAACGGUUCCCUGUUGACCUCUACCACAUCAACGACUAUCACGGCUCGGUCGCUCCUUUGUAUCUUCUUCCCAGGACGAUACCUACAUGCUUGUCUCUGCAUAAUGCCGAGUUCCAGGGCCUCUGGCCCAUGCGGACGAAGCAGGAACGCCAGGAGGUAUGCUCAGUCUUCAAUCUCUCUACGGAACUUGUUCAACGCUACGUCCAGUUCGGAGAAGUGUUCAACCUGCUUCAUGCAGGAGCUUCGAUCUUGAGAGUGCACCAGCAAGGUUUCGGCGCUGUCGGCGUGUCCAAGAAAUACGGCAAGCGCUCGUACGCCCGAUACCCCAUAUUCUGGGGCUUGAAAAAGGUUGGCAAGCUGCCCAAUCCCGAUCCUUCAGACACUGGCGAAUGGGACAAGCAGCUCCCGAAAGAGUCAGACAUCCGUAUCGACCCUGAGUUCGAGGCGAGGCGUCCUGAAUUGAAGCGUCAGGCACAAGAAUGGGCCGGCCUAGACCAGAAGCCAGACGCCGAAUUGUUCGUCUUUGUAGGCCGGUGGUCGAUGCAGAAGGGUGUCGAUCUGAUUGCGGACGUCUUCCCGUCGAUUCUCGAGUCUAAUCCUAAGGUGCAACUUAUCACGAUCGGGCCAGUCAUCGAUCUAUACGGUAAAUUCGCUGCCCUCAAAUUGGACCGGAUGAUGAAGCUUUAUCCGGGCAGAGUGUUCUCCAAACCUGUCUUCACUGCACUCCCGCCAUUCAUCUUCUCUGGGGCGGAAUUUGCGUUGAUACCCUCACGAGACGAGCCUUUCGGAUUGGUCGCCGUCGAGUUUGGUCGUAAAGGUGCGCUUGGUGUGGGUGCUAGAGUCGGUGGAUUAGGACAAAUGCCUGGCUGGUGGUUCACGGUCGAAUCGAUGACAACCACACACUUACUCCACCAAUUCAGACAAGCCAUCGACGAGGCAUUAAGCUCGAAGACUGAAGUCCGGGCGCUUAUGAGAGCCCGCUCAGCCAAGCAACGUUUUCCUGUUGCGCAAUGGGUGGAAGACCUGGAAAUCCUCCAGUCGACAGCUAUCCGCAUUCAUGACAAGGUUGAGGCUACGAAGCGGCACUCCGCCGCCGGCGAAAUGAUCUGGCCCAGUGCUGGGUGGAUGACGCCUGGAGGAAGCACAGUCACUCCGUCUUUGGCACACUCGCGGACUUCAAGUUACUCCGCCAUGCACUCUCUAACUGCACGUCUUCGAGGUCUCGCCCAAACCCGUGAGCCAAAUCAGGAGGCAACCGAGCGAACAAGCCCAGGACUUUCGCGAUCGGCUUCUCUCGGAUCACGCCGUGGUCCUGGCCACAUCAAUGCCCGGGACGCUCACGACGGCUUAGAGUCUAACGUUCCCCAAAUCCUGCCACCAGUGAUUGAUGUUGAAGGGGAUGAUACAGGCAUUGGCACAGCGAUCAGCCAUUAUAACGAGGACGAGGCGGCAGAAUCAGACAGCGAGUACGACGAAGCCGACGAGCCGAUCACCAUGCCCUCACAGACUCGGGGUCGGUAUGAAAGAGUACCCGUGAAUGGAGAUGAACCACUGUCACCUCCUCGAACUCCCGGCAUGGAGUUGACACCAAUGCCAAACCAUAGGCUGCUCCCAGAUGGUAGUCCUUCACUUCCGUCGUCUCCUAUGCCAGGAUCAGGCUUUCUUAUCCCACCGCCACCAGUCAUGGCCGAAGCAAACAACCGGAUAUCUGCGAGUCCUUCGUUACUUUCGAUGAAUUCGAUCAUCGGCGAGAAGACAGACUUCAAGCUUCAGCAGGUUGAUCCUUUCUUCACUGACAGCCAAGGCGAGUUCGCGCGAGCUUUUGAGAAGAAGUUGGAAAAUCUCAAUGCCAGUAACUCUGAGGGAAACGUCUGUAUCGAAGAGUUCCUUGUCAAGUCCGAGAAGCAAUGGUUCGAUACCUUCCGCAACGUCAAAUUGGGUCGACACCACGUCUUUUCCUCCAACUCAAGCUUUAUGGGUGCGCGUGAGUCACGUCCAACCUCAAGCUACGCGCCCAGCGAGCCUGGCUCAUCGGAGCAGGACGCGAACAAUCUGAAUGAGGAGUUCUUGCUCGGAAAGGACUACAAACCACCUACCGGUCUAAGGAAUUGGAUGCAGCUACGCGUCGGUGACUGGCCUGUGUAUGCCUUCUUCAUGGGUUUUGGGCAGAUCAUCGCGGCCAACUCGUAUCAGAUCACCCUGUUGACAGGUGAAGUCGGUCAGAAAGCAGACAAGCUGUACGCCAUCGCCGGCAUCUACGCCGCCACAUCGCUCUGUUGGUGGUUCCUAUACCGGCGCUUUGCCUCGCUGCUCUGCCUUUCGCUACCAUUCUUCUUCUACGGCUUAGCAUUCAUCUUGAUCGGAACCGCGCACUACGCUUCGAGUGCCGGCGGACGAGGCUGGAUUCAAAACGUCGGCACUGGCAUGUACGCGGCAGCGUCCUCUUCGGGCUCCAUCUUCUUCGCCCUGAACUUCGGUGACGAAGGCGGUGCACAGGUCAAAGCAUGGGUCUUCCGAGCUUGUGUGAUCCAAGGCACUCAGCAAAUCUACGUCGUCGCGCUAUGGUACUGGGGCUCUUACCUCAACAAAAGCACCUCGAAUGGUCUCGAGACAGCCAGUGACUCGAUAUCUUCGACAUGGAAGAUCACCGCCAUCACACUGCCUGUUGCCAUGUUGCUCUGGGCCGUCGGCCUGGUCAUGUGGUUUGGCCUGCCGACCUAUUACCGGCAAGCACCCGGCAGAAUGCCUAGUUUCUACAAGAGUCUGGCCCGUCGCAAGAUCGUGCUGUGGUUCUUCUUCACCGUGGUCAUCCAGAAUUUCUUCCUGUCCGCGCCUUACGGUCGCAACUGGUCCUUCCUAUGGAGUAGCUCGCAUGCCCAGGCGUGGCAGGUCUUGCUCCUGGUUGUGUUGUUCUUCAUUGGUGUGUGGGCAGGCUUCCUGUGGCUGUUUGCCAUUCUCUCGAAAUCUCACAGCUGGAUUCUGCCACUGUUUGCCAUCGGCCUUGGUGCACCCCGGUGGGCUCAGAUCUGGUGGGGCACGAGCAACAUUGGUCUCUACUUGCCUUGGGCUGGUGGCUACACCGCGUCGGCACUGUUGUCGCGCUCUUUGUGGCUGUGGCUUGGCACGCUGGAUUCGAUCCAAGGUGUCGGACUGGGCAUGAUUCUGCUAGCGACACUCACCCGUGUUCAUGUCGCUUUCACGUUAGUCACGGCACAAGUUCUCGGUUCUGUUGCGACGAUGGUGGCAAGAGCCUGCGCACCGAACAAGAUUGGUCCUGGUCCUAUCAGUCCUGACAUCAGCGGGAGUGUGUCAGAGAUCUGGACUGCCUGGUUCUGGAUUGGGCUUGCAUUGAAUUUGAGCGUCUGCUUUGGCUAUUUCAUGUUUUACCGCAAGGAGCAACUCAGCAAGCCUUAAGCGGGAGACGGAUUGGAGGUAAAAGUUCUGUAAUUUCUUUUCGACUCCUCAAGAGGAGAACGAUACAUAAUAGGGAUGGAAUUGGACAUUCAAAUAUAUCAAUGAGCCAAAUCGCGAACCAAGCUCGUAUCUAGCUUUGGAAGGUGGUUCGUUCACGCCUUCAGAAGCUAUAUGGCAUACAAUUUCGUUAUGUCUUCUCACCUGGUGCAAGGAGAAUGCAGCCUCCUCAUGUGAGGGGUCUCUGCUUCGCCGGUGCUACUGCAGAGCAAAAUAGCACGAAGCGCGAUCGAUAUCGAUAAGGCCGUCGCUGAGAUAUUAACGCAGCAUCUUCAACCCACC
Messenger RNA from Exophiala viscosa, 7826 nucleotides. RefSeq lists its product as uncharacterized. The coding region runs from base 204 to 7487 and encodes 2427 amino acids. Gene Ontology annotation, biological process: fungal-type cell wall (1->3)-alpha-glucan biosynthetic process. Lineage: Eukaryota; Fungi; Ascomycota; Eurotiomycetes; Chaetothyriales; Herpotrichiellaceae. The transcript has 4 exons. The record is from RefSeq and is a predicted model, not a curated record. Gene Ontology annotation, molecular function: alpha-1,3-glucan synthase activity. Gene Ontology annotation, cellular component: fungal-type cell wall.